This is a messenger RNA of Hypanus sabinus (Atlantic stingray), 9675 nucleotides long. RefSeq lists its product as uncharacterized. The transcript is spliced from 3 exons. NCBI's taxonomy places the organism in Eukaryota, Metazoa, Chordata, Chondrichthyes, Myliobatiformes, Dasyatidae. The record is from RefSeq and is a predicted model, not a curated record. The coding region runs from base 3632 to 4831 and encodes 399 amino acids.
UCUUUAUUCAGCACAACGAGCUGCCAUCACCCUGUAGAGACUCUCAAUGGAGGCUCACAAACUCAAAUGAACAUCACAUUUUUAUACCCUUAAGAUCAAAGGUAACAGUCAGUGAUUCAAUACAAUUUCAAGAGUUACUUCAUUUAUUUCAGUAUUUUAGGUCAAAUAACUUCUUUGAAAUACAUAGUGGAAGCACAUUGUAAUUGAUAAGACACCUCUGAGGUCAAAAUGGAGGAAAUAUUCUAAAACCUUUCAACGACAGAGAGCCAGGCAGCCAAAAUUAAUGUUGUCAGGGCUGUCUCUAAGUACAUAAAUAUGGUAAGUGUACCAAAACUAUACAUGUGACCGCAUUUAAUAUGCUAAACGACAACAUCUGUCUAUGCCACGCAACAGUGAGGAUAGGAACAGAACGAAUUGACAGAUAAAUGUGCGGCUGAAGAAUUGGAGCUGGGGCAGGGAUUCAGGUUUCUAGAUCAUUGGGACAUCUUCUGGGGCAGGUAGCAUUUGAAUCCGAGAGGGACCAAUAUUCUUGUGGGCAGGCUUGCUAGAGCUGUUGGGAGUGGUUUAAACCAAUAUAGCAGGGGGAUGGGCACCAGUAUGAUAGAACUGAGGAUAAGCCAGCAGGUUUACAAGUAGAUGAUGUAUUAUGUAAUAUGAAUGUAAGGAAGGACAAGUCAAUGACUGGGUACAACUGCAGACAGAGCAAAGUAUUAUGAUAUAUGAUACCACAGAGGCAAAAUUCAUACGGGCGAAGAUUGCGGGUCUGAAGGUGCUGUAUUUAAAUGCACGUAGCAUUUGGAAUAAGGUGGAUGGACUUGUGGCACAAUUAGAGAUUGGUCGGUAUAACGUUGUGGGCACCACUGAGUCAUGGCUAAAUGAAGGUCAUUGUUGGGAGCUUAACAUCAAGGUAUAUACUUUGUAUUGAAAUGACAGGCAGGAAGGCAUAGGCAGUCGUGUGGGUCUGUGGUAAGAGACGGAAUUACAUCUUUAGAAAGAGGUGACAUAGGUUCAGAGAAUCUUUGUGGGUGGAGUUAAGAAUCUGAAAGGGUAAAAAAAACCUAUUAUGGGAAUCGUAUACAAGAGAAAAUCUGCAGAUGCUGGAAAUCCAAGCAACACACACAAAAUGCUGGAGGAACUCAGCAGGCCAGAUAGCAUCUAUGGAAAUAGAGUACAGUAGAUGUUUUGGGCCAAGACAUCAGCAGGACUGAAACAUCGACUGUACUCUUUUCCAUGGGAAUUAUAUAUAAGCCUCCAAAUAGUAGGCAAGAUGUGGGGCUGAGAUUGCAAAGGGAGCUGAAAUGGGCAUGUGAUAGGAUAAUGUCGCAAUUGUAAUGGGGGACUUCAAUAUGGAAGGGGAUUGGAAAAUUCAAGUUGGUGUCAGAUCAUGAGAGGGAAUUUGUUGGAUGCCUACAAGAUGGUUUUUUAGAGCAGCUUGUGCUUGAACCUACUAGGGGAAAGGCCAUCUUAAAUUAGUGUUGUGUAAUAACCCAGACUUUAUUAGUCCCCUUAACAUAAAGGAACCCUUAGGAGGCAGUGAUCAUAAUAUUCAUACUGCAGUUUGAGAGGGAGAAGCCUAACUCACAUGUAUCAGUAUCGCAAUGGAAUAAGGGGAGUUACAGAGGCCUAAGAGAUUAGCUUUCCCAGGUGGAUUGGAGGAAGGAACUGGCGGGAUGACGGCAGAACAGCAGUGGCUGAAAUUUCUGGGAAUAGUUCACAAGGUCAGUAUAUGUCCCGAGGCAACCGUGGUUGCAUAAAAGCCAAGGAUAGGACAUAUAAGGUAGCAAAAGUUGGAUGAUCGGGAAGCUUUUAAAAUCCAACACAAGGCAACUAAAAAAGCUAUAAGAAAGGAAAAGAUGAAGUAUGAGUGCAAACUAGCUGAUAAUAUAAAGCAGGAUAGUAAAAGUAUUUUUCACUUAUAUAAAGAGUAAAAGGGAGGUGAGAGUUGAUAUUGGACCACUGGAAAAUGAUGCUGGCGAGGUAGUAAUGGGUGACAAAGAAACGGCAGAUGAGCUUAAUAGAUACUGUGUUGCCUUUAUGGCAUUUAUUUAGUUUAUAAUAUUUUCACUUUAGUAAUUCGUUUGUUAUCAUUUUCUAGUUAAAGUUAAGAUUGUUUAAAGUAAAUUUGUUGUCUGUGAUAUAUCGCAGCAUGCGAUGAUGUCACACCCGGUUUCGCCGCGUUGAGGGAAAAUACCGGUUUGGAGAAACGGGAAGGAGGGGGCUCACAUGUGCAGGAUCAGCGCUAGAAAAGUUUUCUUUCUACGCACUAGAAACAUUAGUGAAGCAUCACCAUAAGUUCAUGAGAUAAUCGAUAUGUUGAAUUAAAAAUGUUAAUGCUGAUUCUGUUAAAAGUAAUGAUGGUUGAUAAAGUUUAUGUUUUUGUUAUUUAAAGAGUUGUGGAUAGUUUGUGUUGAAGUGUAUUUAAAGCAGUCAAUGGUGUAGGUAGAUUCUAACUGUAUGUUGCACUUUAAUGUAAUAUAGUUUUACUUUUGCAAGUAUUUACGAUGUAAAUGUGAUAUCAAGAAGGAAACAAAUACUGUAUAUAUUUUGUAUUGCUUUAUCAACAGUUUUCACCAUACAUUAAUGUGGAAAAGUGAACAGUAAACGGUUAAUCUUACUGCGAUCCUGUCUUCAUUGACUACAGUUUACCUCGGUGUUUAGUUCAGAGUUCUUUUACACCCGAGCAAGAACACUACAGUGAAAAGGUAACACUAUCAGGUGUUUCAAGUGCUACAAUGACAACUCGAUCCAGCAUCAAGUCGUUGCCAUCCAGCGACAGUGGCAGUAGGGCAUCAUCAAGUAAGGCCGCCCAUGCAAGAGCUAAGGCAGAAGCUGCCAAGGUGCGAGCAUUCUACACCGAACAAGAAGCAAAAUUGAAAAUGAAAGCGGCCAGAGAAGCCGAAAACUAAAUGGAAAAGGUAAGGAUAGAGUCAGAGUUAGAAGUGCUGACGCUACACCGAGAAGCAGAAGCUGCCAGGGUGGAAGCAGAGUUAAUACAAAAUGUUGAAGAAAUGCACAAUCUGGUUGACGUAAAAUCUACUUCCGAAAAGAUCAGAUUGGAACGCACAAGCGACUAUGUCCGAUCUCAAAUAGACUUGAAAAUUCGUUCUUCCUCUCCAUACUUAUACGCUAACGCCCCAUUUCAUGAGGAGUCUCAGAGAGGCCCAAUUGCAUCACAUCCAUCCGAGGAAGACAAUUUACCCUUGCAACUCUGCGAUGAUUUCAAGAAUGAGAGGGCUGAUGACAAAUACUUCUCGACACCAAACUUAACAGAUUUGGCGAGAAGAGAGGCAAAGGCUGAAUUCAGAACAGCGAAUUCCAUAACAGAUGUACGCCCUCAGUCAUAUACCUGCCGACAUAUUCCCCCAGCCCGCAUGACACUUGCAGUUGAACCCAUGGCACAGUAUUUAGCACGACGAGAUCUCGUCACUUCAGGACUAUACCAGUUCAACGAUAAACCUGAAAAUUUCUGUGCAUGGUACUCCACAUUCACCAAUGCUAUCGAUGGAAUCCAGCUCAGAGCAACCCAAGAGUUGGAUCUUAUGGCGAAAUGGCUGGGAAAAGAAUAAUGCGAACAGGUGAGAUGCAUAUGUUCAGUGUACUUUAACAACCCCAAGCUAGCCUUACGCAAAGCAUGGGAGAGACUUCGGGAGUGCUGUGCGGCCCUGAAAUUAUUGAAGCGGCACUAUUCCGACGUCUGGAAAAUUUUCCUAAGGUGUCAGCCAAGGACUACACUAAGUUAAGAGAGCUCGGAGAUUUACUCAUGGAGAUUCAAGGUGCCAAAGAAGACGGCUAUUUAACUGGUCUAUUAUACCUAGAUACUUUAUCCGGGAUUAGACAAAUCGUGGACAAACUUCCAUUUGGGCUGCAGGAGAGGUGGGUGUCUGUUGGCUCAGAGUACAAGGAAGGGAACGAUGCUCAAUUUCCUCCCUUUGAGUAUUUCAUUAGGUUUGUGUGCAAGGAGACGAAGAAGCGAAACGACCCGAGCUUCAUGAGUCCAGGUAGCAGUACAAUUUACACCAAGCCAGUUAAAUCCACUUCAAAUAAUUUCAACGUUAAUACUCCUGUCUCAGUGCUUAAGACUGAAGUCUUUACAACUAACAAUGACCCUAGCAAGAACUGUCCAUUGCAUAACAAACCCCACCCCCUCAAAAAAUGCAGAAAAAACCCCUUGAAGAGAGGAUGGCCCUUCUCAAGGAGAAAAAAAUGUUUUAAAUGCUGUUCCUCUACCUCUCACCUUGCUAGAGAGUGUACGAUCUCCGUGAAGUGCCCGGAAUGUAAUAGCACUAAUCAUGAUGGGGCCAUGCAUUCCCGCCCGUUACCGCAAACCGACAACGCUCCUUCACCCUCACAACAGGACAGCGGGGAGGGAGAGGCUCACUCCAGGACAACCGUUGUCAGCUCGAGCUGCACAGAAGUUUGUGGUCAAGCUCAGUCAAGCCGUUCUUGUUCAAAGAUCUGUCUCACUAAGGUGUACCCUAAGGGAGCCAAAGACAAGGCCAUCAAAGCCUAUGUAAUUCUGGACGAUCAGAGCAAUCGCUCACUAGUCAGUCCAGAGUUCUUUGACUUGUUCAACAUUGAGAGUAAUCAGUUCCCAUACUACCUUAGAACUUGCUCAGGCAGCGUGGAAACUUAUGGAAGGAAGGCAGAAGGCUUCCAGCUCGAGUUCCUGGAUGGUAAAGUUGUUAUCUGUCUCCCUCCACUUUUAGAGUGCAAUGAAAUUUUGAAUAGCCACACUGAGAUCCCGACGCCAAGUGCGGUGCUACAUCUCCACCACAUUGCCAAGCACAUCCCAGGACUGGAUCCAAAAGCAGAAAUACUCUGGCUAUUAUGAAGAGAUGUUCUCCAGGUGCACAAGGUUAGGCAGCAGGUCAAUGGACCACACGACGCCCCCUUUGCGCAACACCUGCAUCUGGGCUGGGUGGUGAUAGGAGAGGUGUGCCCUGGCAAUGUACACAAACCGACGGUUAGCACACUCAAGACCAAUGUGCUAGAGAGCAGCCGCCAUUCAAUUUUUCAACCCUGCACAAGUUUCAUGUGUAUUAAGGAAGCAUGACAAGGCUUUAACAAAUGUAAAGAAACCAACAAGAUGCUGGGUCAGUCAGUCUUUGCUCAAACUGAGCAUGAUAAUAAACUUGCUCCAUCAGCUCAAGACGCCAUUUUCUUAAAAAUAAUGGACACCAAGGUCUUCAGAGAUGAAGCAAAUAAUUGGGUCUCCCCACUACCUUUCAGAUACUACAGAUACUUUGUUUCUGUCAUUACUGUGGAAGACGCUAGCUGUAUGCCAGAGAUCCGUAGGGUUUGGGGAACAGGAGUGAGUGUCUUUGCUAUUACAAAGGAAAAAGUGUUUGACAAACUGAAAGGUCUUAAGUGGAUAAGUCACCUGGACCAGAUGGACUACAUCCCAGAGUCCUGAAAGAAGUUCCUGAAGAGAUAACCGAUGCAUUGGUCAUGAUCUUUCAAGUAUCACUUGAACCUGGCAAUGGUCCCGGAGGAUUGGAAAAUUGCAAAUAUCACUCCACUUUUUAAGAAGAACUUCUCGGGUCUACUAAUGAAUGCUGCUUGCAAACCUGGUGUCUAGAGAAGAAUCAGGAGGCAACGAAUGGCGCUUUGCUGGAGGAGACACCCAUUACUAUAAUUGUUAAUGGGGUUCUUUCGAAGACCCUGACCUGGAGUUACAAGGUGACAUUGGUUCUUUGCGGAAAUGGGACCCGCUCUCGGGGUUUCACGACUGGCUGUUAUCUAACGUGCUAAGGGCGCGGCCUAAGUGUUCAGCUCGCCUCUAGAGGCCUAGGACCUCGGGGCUCUGGAGACGGGCGGAUCGAAGGUCGAUGUCCUGGGCCCAGAAGAUCUUUGGCUGUGCGCACAGAGACCUGAGAUCUUUGGGCACAGAGCUCAGAAAAAGCGACACAACUGACUUUUAAUAUCAUAAACCAGCGAGUUGUUUGUUAUGCCUCCCCUUUUGCUGUGAAACGGAGACAUCUCUUUCUGCCUUAUUAGAGGGAGAGAGAGAGAGCCUAUGGCAUGUCGAAUGCCGGGUGAACGCGUAGUCUUUGGAGUACUGCAAGUCUGUCUUUGCUGUAGCUUUUGCUGCACACUUGAGAGCUCGGUGGUGGGUGACGAUGCUUCUUUUUUGCCAGUGGUGGGGAGGCAGGGAUCACUGCUUGCUGCUACAUAUGCACAGAACGGAGGGGAGCUGGUGGGGGGGGGGGGUGUGGACUUUGGGGUUCUAACAUUUAACUGUCGUUCAUUCUUUGGGGGCACUCCUCUGUGUUUUGUGGCUGGUUGCAAAGAAAAAGCAUUUCAGGAUGCCUAUUGUAUACAUUUCUUGGACAUUAAAUGUACCUUUGAAACAUUUGAAAAUAUACCCAAUUCAAAGGUGUAGUGUCGAUGUAAAACAAGUAUAUAAUUAUGUGUCAUAUAUUGCCACUAGAGCUUCAGAGCAUCUACCAAUGAGAACAUUAAUCAGGAAAUCUGGCGUAGAGAUCAGUACGAUUUUCCCUUUAUUAAGUUGAAAUCUUGUAAUGGCAUUGAAACUUCCAUGCCAGCAAUGUUCACUAGGCAAUCACCCUGUCAAUCCAAUCUUUUAUUCUAUCAAAACAUGACUGUGACCAACAAAUGAUUAGAAACACAUUGAACAUAUUUCAUCAGAUAGGCAGUUGGCAGAUGCAAGGGAAAACAGAACAAGUUGAGGAAACUUCAUUUUUAAAACCCUGCACAGUCUUCAAGCUGUAUGGUUUCCAUUUUCUUUAUUACAUAAAUACAUCCAAGCCAUUAAAUGAAAAUCAGCUGUGGCUUAACAUUAGCACUCCUUCCAAUGAGUCAGAAGCUUGUGCAUUCAAAUCCCAGUCCAGAGUAGUGCAAGCAUAAAUCUAGAUAGACACUCCAGUUCAACAGUGAGGAGGCGCGACAAUGUUGAAUGGGCUGUUUCUCAACUGAGUGGCCCACCUACUCUUUCAAGAAUGCAUGACACAAUUCUAAGAAGAAACAAAGAUCUCUCAUGUUCUGUUCAAUUCUUCACUCCCAAUUGGUGUUCCUUAAGCAGAUGAUCUGUCCAUUACCAUCAGCUAUUUGUGUGAGCCUACUGUGGACAAUUUGGCUGCUGCAUACCCUAUGAUAGCAAGUACAUUUCCAAGUGGUGGACUCACUUCUGGCACUCUGCAGCUCAUGCUCUAUGCAUUAUUUUACUUUUUUUAUUAUUUGCACAAUUUGUCCUCUAUUGCAUUUUGGAUAUUUAUCAAUCUUUGUUGUGUGUAGCUUUUCGUGGAUUCUAUUGCAUUUCUUUGUUUUGUGGCUGCCUGUAAGAAGAUGAAUCUCAAGGUGUAUACAGUAUACAUACUUCGAUAAUAAAUUAACUUUUGGUUUGAACAUGAUUGGAACCUCUGUACUUACCCUAACACCCUGUUCUAACUUCCAUUUUCUGAAUCCAAAGACCUACCUAGUACUGAGCAACAAGUGCAGAAGUUCAUCUGAAUUCUGCCAAUGAAUUCAGCAAUCAAAUGUCCUCACUGGCAGCAUUUACAGACCAAACAGAAAAGAUGCCAGACACUCUCCACAUGGUUAAACGGUGUCAUAAAAAUACUCAAAGUCAUUCAGGAGCUUCCUCACCAAGCCCCAUUGCUCAAUUACAUGCAAUUAAGUAUUGUAGGAAACUUGUACACUUAAACACUAAGGUCAGCAUGGGCAUUAGGGCAACCGAAUAACUUGCAGCAGAAUUAAGAAAACUGAAAUUAAUAGAAAGAUCUAAACUUUCUCUUGCCCCAAAUUGUCCAAGACUGAAGUGGGGUCAUGCUACUGUAUUGAGACCCAUAAUUGUUGUGGGUAGAUCAUGUAAAACAUUCGGUCUGGCCACUACUUAAUAACUGCCCAAUCAGAGUCAGGAUCUAAGUCCAGGCCAACUCUCAAGCUGUGUAUUGCAAGACUUUAAUCGAUAAAAAUGAGAAAAGGAGCUAUACUUCAAACUGUACAUAGCUGACAGUAGAUCAUUCUGAAUGAGAUUUAAAAGGCAGAUAGAAAUCUAUUUUUGUUUUGUCAUUCAAUAUGCUGAAAAUAGAUCAGAAGGUCUGCCUCCCCUAAAUAUAAGUUUUCUGAAAAUCAGCCAUUUAAAAACAGAUUGACCAAGCAGAUUUUUAACCAAACAUUAAUGUAUCAGAAGAAAUGACUGAUCAACAGAAACUGGACAGUAUUAUAACAUGUGGCCAAAGUCUUAAUACCUUCAGUUACCACAGGCACAAAAUAUUACUUCACAAUUGCACAGCUACAUUCUUGUGUUCGAUUUUUGUACUUAGCUUUGGCUUUCAUAAAUUAACAAACUUAACUUCAGGAGAGUCAUUGUUAAGUACUUUGUGAAUGAAAGGUGAAAACUUGUGCUUUUUAAUUUGUUAAAUAAUUUCCAAAGAAUUAAAGCACAAUUAAUGGUCAGUAAAUUAUUUGUAUAACAACAGAAUAGACUAUAGAAAUACCAUGAAGUAGCAAAGCUGAUUCAAACAUGGAAGAGAUUGGGUUAAAAAAGUUGUCUAUCAAUAAAGUAUUCCAAACAAUAAAAACAAGGCCUUGGUUUUUCUAGCAGUUUAUCCAUAUUAAGUGUGAAUUUCAAAUUUUGGAACUCCUGUGUGAAAUUAGGGGGCCCUGAUCAUGCUAGUCAAGCACCGAUGGUUAUUUGCUGGAUGGACUCUGCUGUUGGACUCCACAACAACACUGGGGAAUAUUUUCUCAGAUACCACACUCAUUGUUAAGAUCUGGAGCAGAAUGUGUGAGCCUAAUCAUUUGAAAGUCACAUGUACAGCUUCAAGGCAGAAAGGGAACUUGCAUUCUCUUCCUUAACUAUUUUGUUUGCUUGAAAAAGUAUUUUUUAAUAAAUUGUAUUUUGACUUUUUAAAAAUAAUUAUAUUUUAAACAUUACAUCAAUUUUAGAAUCAUUACAGUUUCUUGAAUAUCAAGAGAAUUUCAGAUGCUUUGAAAACCUUUGACAGCUCUGACAAAGAUGGGAGGCAUGACCUUUCUAUCUGUCAACUUUUGCAUUCGGGCUUUAUUUUGGUCCUUGCAUAUGACCAAUUACACUUACUGAGGUCUAUGAGUCAUACAGGAUAUUGUCUUCAGCUCUGCUGCUGUCUGAGUCAGCAAAAUCCACACAGAUCUCGACCUGAUAUGUAUGGACCAUUAAGAAAUGUGAACAGCGGGCUCCAGUCUGGGUCACAUCUCUUAAGGCCAUUUGUCUACGGAAAAUAAGUAACGUUAAUGAAAGUGGAAUAAGUAAGGUCUUUGGCUGUCACACCUCAGUGAUGUUGCCUUCAGAUUUUCCACUUUUGCUAAUUUAAUUUCGGAAAAAAAUGACCCAACCGUGUCGAAGGUUGGAGCUCGUGAUAAGGCUGCUUUCUCACUGUAUGUGGUCUUCAAAAAUAUUAAGAGAAGGAAAUGCAAUAGAAAAAUAAAGUAGUUGGCAGUGAAAUUAACUUGAAGUACAUACUUUAAUCUGUUAUGAAUGUACCACAGCUCUGAGGGGCUGAAGGGUGCGGGGUAGCCCCCUCCUUUGUGAGAAUCGCAAGAUCACUAUUGAGUCAGGCCAGGAGACCCAGGAAAUGAGAGAAAGACGUGCAGAAUUCACAAAGAUUGGAAAUGAAGAGUAGUAAAGUGAAAGAGGGUAAGGGAGAGGAGGUAGACCUGCCUUUAGCGAGGAGA